Helicoverpa armigera (cotton bollworm) is the source of this 8452-nucleotide messenger RNA. RefSeq names its product twin (gene twin). The record is from RefSeq and is a predicted model, not a curated record. The transcript has 12 exons. Bases 165 to 1793 code for a protein of 542 amino acids. Gene Ontology annotation, biological process: nuclear-transcribed mRNA poly(A) tail shortening. Gene Ontology annotation, molecular function: poly(A)-specific ribonuclease activity; protein binding. Lineage: Eukaryota; Metazoa; Arthropoda; Insecta; Lepidoptera; Noctuidae. Gene Ontology annotation, cellular component: nucleus; CCR4-NOT complex; cytoplasm.
UCUAGAAUUUCCCGCUUAUGUCGAUUGUCGCUGCAGUCGGUAAAUGGACGUUUGAUGUGGUUGUUUGUCAAGAGUGUCCCAUUGUCUGUUUACAGUGAAUUAUUUCCCAUUACUAUAAUCCUAAUUGAAGUAAAAGGUUUUAAGGAGUAGAUGAAGGUGACAGAAUGUCUCGCAACAAAGACAAGCAUGAGGGCGCUAGCGGGCGCACUUACCACAUCAUGUCGGAGGCCGAGCGGGCGUCUGGCCGCCGCGGGGGCUGGACCACGCUUGAGGUAACAGGAGGUGUGCGCGCUCUAGCGCCUCAACUGUUCCAAUUGACGCACCUCACCGCUCUGUACCUGAACGACAACUCGCUGCAGAGGAUCCCGCCCGACAUCAACCAGUUGGCCAACUUGCACACACUGGAUAUAUCGAACAACAAGCUUAGAUCGCUGCCCGCUGAGCUCGGAGACCUUAUACAGCUCAGAGAACUGCACCUUCACAACAAUUACCUCCGAGUGCUUCCAUACGAGCUCGGCAAGCUGUUCCACCUUCAACUCCUGGGCUUGGGAGGGAACCCGCUCAGUAAAGAAAUGCUCUCGAUAUACAACGACAACAACGGUACUGCGAAGCUGCUUACGUAUAUGCUGGAUAACUUGCAAGUUUCUGCCACUCUACCGCCACAGAGGCCUUGGAUACCAUUGACCCGACCGAACAGGACGCGUCCUACUUGUAUAUUCACAGUGAUGUGUUACAACGUGCUAUGUGACAAGUACGCGACGCGACAGAUGUACGGCUACUGCCCCAGCUGGGCGCUCGAGUGGGACUACAGGAAGAAGGGCAUCCUCGACGAGAUCAGACAUUACUCCGCCGACAUCAUCAGCUUACAGGAAGUGGAAACGGACCAGUUCUACAACUUCUUCCUGCCAGAGCUGAAACAGGACGGUUACGACGGUAUAUUCUCACCCAAGUCCCGAGCGAAGACGAUGGGCGAAUCUGAGAGGAAGUAUGUCGACGGGUGCGCCAUCUUCUUCAGAUCUGCUAAGUUCGCGUUAGUGAAGGAACAUCUUAUAGAGUUCAACCAACUGGCAAUGGCUAACAGUGAGGGAUCAGAUAAUAUGUUAAAUCGUGUCAUGCCGAAGGACAAUAUAGGGCUGGCCGCCCUUAUCAAGACUAAAGAGGCGGCUUGGGAAAACGGAUUACCAACAGACUCAUCAAUGCUGGGUCAGCCUAUCCUAGUCUGCACAGCGCACAUCCACUGGGACCCUGAGUUCUGCGACGUGAAGCUGAUCCAAACGAUGAUGUUGAGCAACGAGCUGCGCACGAUACUGGACGACUCGGCGCGCACGCUGCGGCUAGCGGGGCAGCGGGAUAACGUGCAACUGUUGCUGUGCGGGGACUUCAACUCGCUGCCUGACAGUGGUGUGGUUGAGUUCCUUUCCUCCGGCCGCGUGUCGUCGGAGCACCGCGACUUCAAAGAGCUCGGGUACGCGGGCUCGCUGCGCCGCAUGGCGGGCACUGAACACGAGUUUACGCACAACUUCAAGCUGGCCUCCGCCUACAGCGAGGAUAUUAUGCCCUAUACUAAUUAUACGUUUGACUUCAAGGGUAUAAUCGACUACAUAUUCUAUAGUAAGCAAUCAAUGACUCCCCUGGGCCUGUUGGGCCCGCUGUCGCAGGACUGGUUCAGAGAGCACAAGGUCGUCGGCUGUCCACAUCCGCACAUACCUUCAGAUCACUUCCCUCUGUUGGUUGAGUUGGAAAUGUCGCCGACUGCCAACUCGAACUCCAACGGACUCAUCGGGCGCAGGUAGCACGCGCCGCGCCGCGCUCGGCGACACCACUAGCCCGCCAGCCACCAGCCACGCAGCCACGUAGCCACGGCCACGUAGCCACGACCACGUAGCCACCAGCCACCAGCCACCAGCCAUCCAGGCAGCGACCGCGCGACACAACCUUUCAUAAAGAGAACAGUGUUGCUAGUUUUGAAAUAGGAACUUUAAUGAUUUGACAUUUCUCAGUUAUGUGCCUGAAUAAAUGUUUGUAGGAGAAGGGUUAAUGAUCUUAAGUUGUUUAUGGUACAUUUGAAGUGUGACCUUUUUCAUCUGCAAAAGUAAUGAGUUUAUGACUUUGUAUUUUAGCACCUGAUUCUUGGGUCAACACGUUUUUGAAAAAAAAUUGACGUAUGAGCUUCAGGUUUUUCGCCAUUCUUCUACAGAUAUUGUAUUGGCAGUUAUUGGCGAUUUAUCAACAAAAGUGUCUCCAUAAUAGUAUGACGCCAUCUGCUAAGAAUAGUCAGUCAUAUAGCUGCAGAAGUUUGUCUACUCUGCAUUGAAAUAAAUUAAAAAAUAUUUUUCAAAGCGCUAGGAAUUUAAACGUGGUUUUUGAUAAGUAGUAAAUGGUAAUUUAAAUAAUAUCUAUGCCUAAUGAAAAUUAGAACAUCUUAAUAACUGCUACUUUAUCAAAAUCGCUUCAAUUCUAGCGUAUGGAAAUAUUUACCGACCAAAUAGUAACACCCGAUUUCGGGAACUGUUAACACCAAAAGUUUGCGAAUGUGUCAUCUUCAUAUCUAUGUUAUUUAGAACAAAGUGCAUGACUUUGAGUAAUUGGUCGAAAUUUCGCAAAAUUAGCUUUCAACUAUAUUAUCUAUUGUUAAUUCCUGUUUCAAGCCGUUAUAACGCGGUUUAAUUUCAAACCUACAACACCAAAAUAUCAAUGUUCAGUCUAAAAAUAAUCUUUACAAAUAUCAGUAACUAGCUUAUGAAUCGUUUAUGUACAAAUAACUUAGUCUUAAGUACUUACUUAAAAUCAUCUCAUAGUGUACUCAGCGUUGUUUUUGUUAUGUCGCACGGUUGACACGGUACGUCUCCCGAUCCGACGUUACUUUAAUAGUUAGUCUUUUCAAAUCGAAGACUGCCACUCUAUUUAUUAUAAACGACAUUUUUGCUACUAAUAAGUCCCAAAAAUGUCGCUUAACACAAACAGAAUGGAAGCCUUCGAAGUGUAUUUUGUAUACCGUUGCAGAUGAUACCGAACGUCGUUUUCUCUUCACUGGACUAUUUACUACGUGUAGUUACUCGUUAGUUCACCUAGCACUUGAAACUGUCUCGAAAUUUUGUUUUUUGCUCAAUAUCUAGACGUUAAAAUAACCCUCUGUAGACAGCUUCAGAAGUUGAUUAGUUAAAGCAAAUUAGAUUUUACUAUAGUUAAAUGAACGAAAUAUUUUAGAGAAAAUAUAUAUUAUAAUCGAUCGUCUCUGUUCAAUACCGCUGAAUAUCGUGCUUUAGAGGUGUCGGGACAUGAUAUAUUUUUAUAUAUUAUCUUGUAGGCAAUAUGGACACUGCCAACGUAUGAUAUACCUCGGAGAGUACAAAGCGGAGGGAUGUGCGCGAGUGUACAGUAUUGUGGACAGUGUACCUCGUGAUGUACGCUUGUGUACAGCACUAUGUACAGUGUUCGUCGUACUGUACACACUCGUGCAGCCACAGCGGCGCGUUGUUGCAACUAGUUAAAGCCUUUACGUUUCAGUGAACAGAUAACGGACCCUAGAUUAGUAUUAUAUUAGUUAGAUGCAUGGAAAUUUAAACACGAACGCCUUUCACGUUUUUCGGAAUGAUCGUGACAUAGUUUAGUGCGUGACGAAUGACAGUGCAAUUGUUUAUAACGAAAUCUGAAUAAUAAAAUUAUAUAAUUGUAAUUAUGAAUAUUAAUUCAGUAAAAUAUGAAUGAACUAAAAUGAGACCUACGCUUAUUGUGUCAAUAAAAUUGUAUGGAAGAAUAGUAAAGAUAAAUAUUUUUUCAGUCGAUUACGACAGCAAUUUUACGCUUAGUUUUUCGAUGUAUUAUACUAUACAGUUGAGGAAUACAAUAUAACUCAUUAAUGUUGUCUCAAGAAAAAUAAAAGACCUAAGUAGUAGAGGGCGCCACUUUAGAUGUGUCUCAAUUUAUAUCUGCAUAUUCAAUGUAUCUGGCGUCGACAAGGUUUUUUAUUUUUCACGUAUUAUGUACCACAGGAUUAUAAUAUCAUGUUCGAAGUUAAAAAAAAAAAUAAAACAUUUUUUGUGUGAAUGUUUUAAACGUCCAUUUACCAAUUAGUAAAAAUUCCUCCACUGUAUAUUAUUUAGAUAAUAUUUUUGGGAUGAUAAUGCAAUGUUCGUGUCUGUGUUGUGGUGUGGGUGGGAGGGAACAUUCCCUCUCGCCCUCACUUGUACUGUGAGGAUCAGUGAGACUAGAGUUCUGUGUAGGCACGCUUUGUAUUUAACUAUAUCGUGUUGUUUAGACGUUACUGUGCGUUUCCGCGAGCGAUAAUGACUAUGGAAUGCUCUAGAAAGUUCUAUGCACCGCUUCUUAAUUUAAACUUUCGAAGUUCGUUACUGGUGUCUACGCGUACGCAAGGCACUAAAUGGCUGACUUCAGUAAAGUUAUUUGAAGCUGAGCAGCUUUCACUUUAACAAUAGAGCAUUCCAUGAUGUAGUUAUUCCGUGUUCGCUCGUCUCGGCGUGUGACGAGCGAAGUCGCAGCACCGUACGUGUGACGUCACACAACGCGACAUCGUUAGUACUUCCAGGGCCGGGUUGUAACAUAGCUAUCAUAAAUCUUUAAUAAUCUAAUAGAAUAUUUGAAUUAUUUUUGAUACUUAAUUAUCUAUUAUAAAGUUUUAUAUAGACCAUUGUUAAUCUAACACUGCCUACGAAGAACAUCACUGGUGUGCAAUAAAUUUUAGAAUAUCUUAAGUGAUGUGAUAUAGUGUUGUUUCAUAAAUAUAUUACCUGACACGUGAGUCUCUGUGUCGGACAAACAACUUGUUGUUUCAGGCUUCCAUCCGAGUACCUGCUGGAGUAUGUACACAUAGUGAUGUUUAGGUUCAUUCUAUUUUAUUUGAAUAGGUCUCUGCGUGUCCAAUGCAGUCCUUUACAAGAAGUUUGGUGUAAAACUGAAGCAAUCGAAGCAAUAGUAAUUAAUAAUAGUAGCAUUGAAUAUAAAGACAUUGUUGAGUCGGUGAUGUCUGCUGAGUGCCUUUAGUAGUGAGGUGCUGAGCGUUGUGUCCACAGCAACAGUUGCAUUCGUUUACUUAGCUAGGAUCGUGUUCCCCUCUCUUAGCAAGAGUCCACUUGUCCGUUUGUAGGCCGCAUUGUUUGACUCCAGUACUACGUAAACUUCUUGCGCGAAGGCUGUCUCACUGAUUCGUGAGUGUUAUUAAGUGGUUUAGGCAUUAGAUGGCAUUUCUAUCGGUAUUGUAGACUCGAUGACGUUCGGUUCGGUUGGCGCGGUGCAGUCGCGUGGCGUCGAACAAAAGUAGAGCGGCGGCCGCUAGGUCGGAGUUAGGUUUUAAUUGUGACAAUUGUAGCAACAAACUACUCAGCGAGACUUGUAUACCCUCCCUCUAUCUUCCUUCCCCGUAAGUUUAUUAACGUCUGUCUGCGUAUGUAAGUGGAGAGUUGUGUAGCUUAGUGUAAGUCUUGAGUUUUAUACGAAUGGUCUCCUUCGCGGAUCCGUCGCCGGACGCCCCCCUCCUAGCUGUAAGUAGGUUAUGUUAUGUGAUCGAGACCCUCCCCUACAUGUUCGGAUUACGUAUCAUUGUUACUAUUCACAAAAUAACUAUCGUUAGUCAGUAAGGCGUUUCAUUUGGUUCUGUCGAAACAAUUCAGUAUUCACGUCGUCUCACGAGAGGGCCGAUCAAAAAUUGCGAAACGAUGUUAGAUGCAUUUUAUUUUUAGUUUUAGUAAGUUUUUUUAAUUGAUGUUCCGGAGGCGUCCGACGGUGGCCCGCUCCACUCUAGUAAUAGCGGGUAUAGCAUACUGGCGUAGUACAAAUGUUAGUGUGAGUGUCGAUGUUAGCGCGGCCGCGUCGCGCCGCUCGGCUCGCUCGUCAGGCGGCGGCGCGGCGGCGGCGGCCCGGCUCGGUGUCGGCUCGUCAGCCGCUUGCGGUCCAGCUCUUGCGCAAUGUUCUCGUUGUGAAGCGUUAGUUGUUUCAUCGGAAUAAGUAGUGAUAUUUACAAAAAAAUAAAUCACCUAUAUUAUAAACAAAACUAUUUGGACCACUGCAUAGUUGUAUCUACGCUUAUUUUUUGUCAUCUCCAUUGGAAUUAUUUGUAUCGAAUAAUUAAUUGAUUUUGAAUAUUUUUAUUCAGUAUAUUAUAUUAUUAUGACUAUUAUGUAUAUCAACGACAGGUGCUGUUGUAUUUAAUUUUUAAUGUUACUAAUGUGAUUGUGAUAGGGAUACGUCUCUCUUGUAAUCUAUCUGAUGUAUUGUGAAGAAAAAUUAAGCCAAAUCAUAAAAAGGGUAUAUUGAAUUAUUACUUUUAGGAUAAAUGGAGUUAAAAUGAAGUUUUAUACGAAUCAAAUUUUACUACUGACGCUGUAUAAUUUUUCUAAGUACAGUAGAUUUAAAAUCAUAUCAUGAUGAUCUUGUUCUAGUACUCGUGUAAAUUAAUGUAGGUUUAAGACUGUUGAGUGACGCGUUGGAACUGGUUCGCGGCGUCAGAGCACAAACUAUCACCAGUCGUUACCUAAGUCUAGCGUAUAUUAAUAUCUAUUUACAUUGCCGCGGAACGGUCUCAACGCACAUUAUCCAAUUUGCCUUCAUCGCACGUAACAAUUUCAAAUGUUAAAUUUAAGUUAACAUGAGUAUUCGAAACGAUCUAAUGUUUUCUCUUUAAAAAUAUCCACAAAUAGAUUUUUAAAAUAGUAGUGAGUAUUUUUGCAUUUACAGUGUUGAUAUCUUAUGAAGCAUAAUAACUAGGACUACGUACAGUCGACCUCGGAACAAUAGCAAUACAAUAGGACAACAAUUAUCUGCUAAGAUUUGGCUUUACAUGAUUCUGUAUUCUGAGUUAUACUUACGCGACAACCAUUACUCCAUUCGUACAGUCGUGCAGAGCUACGCGGUUGCACAUUAUUUAUUAAUUAGUAUUGAUUGAACAACAUGUUUGUAAGGGUGUCCAGCUAUACAUAGAAUGCAUAUUUCUAAGUUUGUUGAACGGUUACAGAAUUGUUCUACUCCAUACCAAUUUAGAAAUAUGCAACAUUGUGCGCCUGAACACGCUCACAGACACGUAUGUAAGUUUUAGUCUGUUACAUAAGUUUCACAGUAUUGAAUGAAACCAAGAGAACACAACCACGAUGCGUAAGUAUCGCUUAUGAAUAAUCUAGAGCUUUAUUGCAACAAGUUUAUCUUAUUUGUAGAACAUAUAUGAUCUCUUUAUUUUUAAUAGAAUUUUGAUGGACAUUUUUACUUAAUAGUUGUAGCAGUGUGUAGCGUUGAAAUAGGAAUUUAUAUCGCACAUUACAUUUGUUAUAUUCCACUGUAAGUAUAUUUAUUAAUUUACAAAAACUGAUGCCAUCCAAAAUUGUGACAAGCACUUUUUGUUCGUGUCGUUGAAACCUCUCCGCGCUUAAUCAUUAUAGAAUCUUUUUAAUUACAUAUUACAAUAUCGUGCUAUUGAUAAUUCCUUUUGGAAUCAUUUUUUUUAUUUGUACAUAUUUGUAUCAUAUCCUGACUGUCUCUUAGUGUAAAUAUUCAAACGUUAUGUUUGUACAAUCCUGUUAGUUCUUCAACGGGAGGCUUCAACGAUGCUACUAAGUUUUGGAUAGUGAUUCGAAUUAACCACGAGAAGCCUUCAUGUUGUGUGUAUAUUUAAUUUGUAAAUAUGUAAUUUCGAUAACAAUUAAUGCUAAACAACGAGCGAGCCGUCGCAUAUUGUCAGCCGUUUGGACUUCUGCGCACACUGAACCCGACAGACACAGCUACGGAACACUUAGCUUCACUUAGUUAUGUGAACGCACAUUCAUGACAGACAUUCCACAGGCACCGAAUUAGCUCAAUAUGAAAGACUGUUCGAGACUUAUAAAAAAAAGAAUAUCAUGAUAAUUAAAAAUAUUUUCUGAAGCACCUUAACGAGUUUACAAAAUGUGUUUUAUGGUGAUUUAAUGAUAAGAUCGCAAUGUUUAACUCACUAGUAUGUAAGGACAAAUGCUUUACGACUCUGUGAUAGACAAUACAAAUUUACCUGAGAGACACCAUAGGCAUUUAUGAGAAAUUUAGACGAAUCGUCAUAUGGAAAUGGAAUGUAACAUGUACUCUCAGAUUUAGAAACGGACACCGCUUGCCUUUGUGAACAUCUUUAGGACCACACUGACAUUGAACUGAAUAACGUUGGAUAAGUGAAACACGAAUACUUUGACUCUUGAUACUCUUCAAACAUCACAUACACUUGACUCACAGGAACAAUCGGUGUUUGUUUCGACUAUAAGUGUAAUAAAAGAUCUAUAAAAGUACAAAGCGUAUGUGCAGAAGUUCGGUCGCGGCUCGAUACUGUGUUCGAGCGGUAAAGUGCGUACGUAUGUGUGUGUGCUUGUAUGUGCCGGCUGCGGCAGUUGUUAGUGUGUGCGGCCGCGCGGCCCGCGUCUCGCUGUUCUGUUUGUUGAUACAUUAUGUAUAUUUGAAGGAAUCAAAAAUUAUAAGAUGAAUUUUA